UGAUCUGCGUCAUGUUAUAACAUUGCUUGAUAAAUAAUUGAGGUGAAUGAUACUCGUGUCUCUAUUAGUUUCCAGAAAACAAAACUCGACUGCCUGAUUGUACCCUAAAUUGAUCUUAUAUAUUGUAGAAACAAAAAGCAAACAUAAACGGAUAUAGGUGAAACGUGCUAACUGUAAAAAGCUUCUGACUGAAUUUUAUAAACUGUUUUUAAGCCGACAUUAUGUCUUUGAUUCGCGGGUGUGGUAUUCUUGGUAUGCUACAAAUAGUGGCUGGUUUUUCUGUUACCGCAGGAAGACAACCGCCAGGAAAUGAUGGAACACCGGAAUUAAUAAUUGUUCAAUGUGAUUAUCCAAUCUGGGCAAGAGAUUUCACCGACCGUUUAAUGCCUCAACUCAAAUUUGAACCGGAAGAAUUUUGCUCAAUCAUCAGUUGGACAGAUAUGAAUAGCACCCCAUGGAACCUGACGUAUCGAAGAGUUGAAAGUAUGAUAUUAGGUGGAAAUAACGGUUAUAACAAUCAGUUAGUUAUAAAAGAUAUUGAAGGGGGAUAUCUUGGAAGAAAUUUCAAAAAUAUUGGUUAUCUUCAAAUAAGUGAUUUACCGUUGAAGAAUGUAACGAAACAACUGUUUGAAGGAAUGAACAGAUUAAAACAUUUGACUUUUAAAGUCAAAGUUGACUUCUUUCCCUUGGAUACUUUUAGCGGAUUAUCUCAACUGGUGUGGUUCACUUUCGAGGAUUCGAUGAUACGGGAGAUUUCCGCUGCUCAUUUCUGUCUCAAUAAACAACUCGCUUUUUUACAGUUAAGGCGGAAUUUCCUUAAAACUGUCAAUGGAAACCUCACGCAAAAUUGCAGUGGCUCUACAAUUAAUUCGUUAGAUCUUGGUGGAAACAAUUUUUCCUUUCUAACGGCUGGAAUGUUUAAGGAUUAUAAUGUGAAUGGAGUUUUGCAGAUUAGUAAUUGCUCAAUAAUUAGCAUCCAAAGAGAAGUUUUUAUUGGGCUCGAAAACUUGCUCGAUCUAGAUAUAUCUUAUAAUUUCAUUUCUGAAAUCCAUAACGGAACAUUUUCCCCGAUGAAUAACUCAAUUCAGAGAAUACAAAUGUCAAAUAAUUUUGUUUCUAUUAUAAACGUUGAGGGGAUAUUUGGAGGCCUUGAUAAUAUUAUAAGCCUGGAUUUAAGUUCCAAUCUAGUUCAUUCUAUUGUCGGAACUUUUGCAAUUCUGCCUAAUUUAUGCGAAAUUAAUAUUGCUAACAAUCAAUUGAAAACGGUACAUGAAUCUUUAUUUAAAGGACUGUCACAGUUACGCAAACUCAUUAUUGCGAACAAUUCACUAGCCUCGAUUGAUAAGAACGCAUUUUCAGGUCUUGGAGUUAUCAGUCAGUUAGAUCUGUCACAGAACAUGCUAACGCAAUUGGACCCUUAUCAGUUUGUUGAUUUAUUUAAGUUAGCAUACAUCAAUUUAAGCAAUAACCAUAUCACGACAUUAAAUGAAAGCAUUUUCGAACAUAACAUGGCUUUAGAACACAUUAUAUUAAGCCACAAUGGAUUAUCAGAUGUAGGUAAUCUAAUUUUAAAUUCGACUAACAUUAUGUCAAUUAAUAUCUCGAACAAUUAUUUGAACUAUUUUCCAACUCUGAUAUCUAAAGAAAGACCACCUUGCACUGAAGAUUUGUUUUCAAAACUACUUUGUAUAAAUGGAAGUUCUAACCAAAUAAUAUCACUGAGUUUACAAUGUUUAUCAGGUAUUCAAUUCUUAGAUUUUUCUGACAAUAUGUUAACACAGUUGCCUUCACUGUAUAAGUUACCAAUGCUGCGGGAAGUAAGUUUACGGCACAACAAAAUUAAACAUGUAGACGUAACAUAUGUUGAAUUAAGAGCGUUAACAAUAUUGGACCUAGGGGAAAACCUAAUUGAAAGUGUCUCUCCAAAGAUUUUUCCUGAAUCGCUGAAAAUUCUUUAUCUUGACCAUAACAAACUCAAGAUAUUCAAUAGCAUGGACUUGUCAUAUUUCUCAAAUCUAACAUUAAGAGACAAUCCAUUGGAAUGUUCGUGUGAAAACGAGCAUUUAUUUACCUGGAUCCGAACCCAACACACAACUAGCCUCUGUAGUUGUUAUCUUGAUCAUAGUUGUUGUCAUUGUCUUCAAAUUUCGGUACGAAAUCCAGGUUAUAGCCUUUUACAAAUGGCACAUUCGUCUCGACUUUGUAGUAAAUUGCGGAAAGUGCAGACGCAAGAAACCUGAGGCCUGCUAUACGUAUGACGCUUUUGUGUGCUUCACUGAUGAGGAUACUACGUUUGUUAAAGAUACAUUAGUGCCUUUGUUAGAGCCAGAAUUUAAACUUUGUGUUUAUUAUAGAGACUUUAAAGUUGGCGAUAAUAUU
Molecule: messenger RNA, 2379 nt
Organism: Dreissena polymorpha
Lineage: Eukaryota; Metazoa; Mollusca; Bivalvia; Myida; Dreissenidae
Product: insulin-like growth factor-binding protein complex acid labile subunit
Exons: 2
Coding region: 222-2240 (672 amino acids)
Molecular function (GO): protein binding
Source: RefSeq, a predicted model, not a curated record